CUCCCCCCAUCUGCACAGUUGCAUAACUUCAGCUUCAGCUGCAGGAUUUCAACCAAACUGUUUGUUCCUCCAGCAGCUGCUGCAAACCUCCGGGCUCUUUUACUCUGUAGAAAUGGCUACAGCUGGUAAGGUCAUCAGGUGCAAGGCAGCGGUGGCCUGGGAGCCCAAUAAGCCCCUGGUCAUCGAGGAGAUUGAGGUCGCGCCUCCUCAGGCCAACGAGGUUCGCAUCCAGAUUGUGGCCACAGGUGUCUGCCACACAGACCUGUACCACCUGUUUGAGGGAAUGCACAAAGAUGGCUUCCCCGCGGUUCUCGGACAUGAGGGAGCUGGCAUAGUGGAGAGCGUUGGGCCCGGUGUCACCGAAUUUCAGCCAGGGGACAAGGUUAUCCCUCUGUUCGUCUCCCAGUGUCGAGAGUGUCGCUUUUGUAAAAGCCCAAAGACCAACCAGUGUGUCAAAGGAUGGGCCGCUGAGCACUAUGAUGUGAUGGCUUUAGAAGAAACCAGACUGAGCUGUAAGGGGAAGAAGCUGCUGCAGUUUUUGGGGACCAGCACCUUCUCUGAGUACACGGUUCUUAACCAGAUAGCAGUGGCUAAGAUCGACCCGGCCGCCCCUCUGGAUAAAGUCUGCCUCCUUGGCUGUGGGGUCUGCACUGGGUUCGGCGCAGCAGUCAACACUGCUAAGGUGGAAGCGGGCUCCACCUGCGCCGUGUUCGGUCUGGGAGCUGUGGGCCUGGCUGCAGUCAUGGGCUGUAAGUUUGCAGGAGCCAAAAGGAUCAUCGCCGUUGACAUCAACCCAGAGAAGUUUGAGAAAGCCAAAGUGUUUGGUGCCACUGAGUUUGUGAACCCCAAAGAUCACAGCAGACCCAUCAACCAGGUGCUGGCUGAGAUGACCGAUGGAGGAGUGGACUACUCCCUGGAGUGUGUUGGAAAUGUUGCAGUCAUGCGCAGUGCCCUGGAGUCCUGUGUGAAAGGUUGGGGUGUCAGCGUGCUUGUCGGCUGGACAGAUCUGCAUGAUUUUGCCGCCCGACCCAUUCAGCUCAUCUCGGGCCGUACAUGGAAGGGCACCCUGUUUGGAGGGUUCAAGAGUAAGGACGGUGUUCCUGAGAUGGUGAAAUUCUACCUGGACAGGAAGGUGAAGCUGGACGAGUUCAUCACUCACAGCAUGACUCUGGAGAAGGUCAACGAAGCCGUGGAGCUGAUGAAGAACGGCCAGUGCAUCCGGACGGUCCUGAGAGUUUCUCCUUGAGUCAACAAAGCUCCUUUCAAAAUGUCGGCGUUUGUUCGCAGUCUGCAGCCAACGGUUCGUCUGUCCUGCCUGAUGAUUACAUCUGGGGUCAUGAAACAUUUGGAGCAAAUAAAAUCAUUUAACCUGAA
Molecule: messenger RNA, 1374 nt
Organism: Xiphophorus couchianus (Monterrey platyfish)
Lineage: Eukaryota; Metazoa; Chordata; Actinopteri; Cyprinodontiformes; Poeciliidae
Product: alcohol dehydrogenase 1-like
Exons: 9
Coding region: 113-1246 (377 amino acids)
Biological process (GO): formaldehyde catabolic process
Cellular component (GO): cytosol
Molecular function (GO): alcohol dehydrogenase (NAD+) activity; S-(hydroxymethyl)glutathione dehydrogenase [NAD(P)+] activity; zinc ion binding
Source: RefSeq, a predicted model, not a curated record